Messenger RNA from Paramecium sonneborni, 679 nucleotides. The record is from the annotation of a GenBank genome assembly. Lineage: Eukaryota; Ciliophora; Oligohymenophorea; Peniculida; Parameciidae.
AUGGAAGAAAUCAAAUUUUCUCGUAGAUCUUAAUCAUUUACUGUUUUUUAAAGUAAUCUCUAUAAUAGAUUCCUUGAUAUGCAUGAUGAAUUGUCAAAAUCUUCCAAAAAUAUCAAUAAUCUUAUCAAUCAUAGUCUUAAAAAAUUAUCGAAUAACUAAGAAGGUGUUAGAUUUAGUUUUUCUGCAAAUUCUUAUAAUCAAUUAGAACUUAACUCGUUUGAAGAAAUCAUAGAAGAAGAUUUAGAAUUAGAAACAUAACCUUCAAAUAAUGAAAGAGAAUUAAUUUUGGAAAAUAAACUUAAGAUCUAUGAAUCUGCUCUUAAUACAUUUGAAUAAGAAAACAUACAAAAAGAUCUUGAAAUUAUUAGACUCAAAAAAUUGUAAAUAAUAUUAUCAAUAAUAUCUCUAUAGGUUAAAUGAUUAAAAUCUUUAAUAAGCUAUAUAGAAUCCAGAUGAAAUUUAUUAAGAAUAAAGUGUUAUCAAAUAGAAAAUAAAAGUAUUUGAUAGUUAAUAGGAUUAUUAAUAAGAGAGAAAGGAUCUUCAGAACAAAACUAAAGAAUGGGAAAACAAAAUAAAAGAAUAAGCAGAUUUAAUAAUUAGUUAGAAACUGGAAAUUAAUCGAUUAAAAAAUAUAAAUUCAUACUUGCAUAAAUCAAUUGAAAAAUUAUAAAAUUUAUGA